GGGGGUCUCGCCAAGCAUUGAGGAGGGAGGGGAUAUUUUAAUGGCCGUCAGUAGCACUACUAAAUGCAAAAAGUCCGAAAUGUUCUUUACAUUCAGACUGUAUUAGCUGCCAGGGAGCUCAAGACGCGUGUCUCUGGAAACAGACAUCGCUUCGCGGUCGCCUUCGGGACAGAUAUGCGCCUGUAGCGGUGUUUCCGUCGCGUUUGACGGACUUUACCCGCUUGGUUUGUGUGCGGGAAGGAGUGCAGGCCCAGCCGGCUGGCUAAGAAACAAGGUUAGCUCGUCGCUGGAGUUGUAAGGGAAUAUGUAAAAUAAAGAAGCCGACAUGACAUCAAGAUUUGGCAAAACGUACAACCGCAAGGGAGGUGAGGCUAAUUCAAAAUUUGAAGAGGUCUUUUCCAAUAAAAAGCCCUCUUUGACCACCAAAUGGGGAGAGACUACCUACAAAGCUCAGUUGGGAGGCAAAAGGCCUCAGUUAAAAUCUGAUGUGUCCGAGCUCUCCAAGAGGCCCAGGCUCGAGGGCAGUGACAACGAGGAAGACCCUUUUGGGUUCGACAGUGAUGAUGAGUCCAAGACUGUAACUUCUCACAGUGUGUCCCAGAGCAAUGUCAGUGAAGGGAGUGCAACAAAGACGGCCACAGUGCCAGCAACCACUACUGCUGUUGCGACUUCUACUCAUGGCCCUGCAAGUUCAACGGCUACUUUCACAAGUAAGCAAAUAUCAGAGGAGAAGGCUGUUAAAAAUAACCAACCCUGGUACACAAGUGCAUCUGAUAGCAACCAAAAACCUGCUGGUGUGACCUCCUACUCAAACACAGUCCGCUCUGAUAAUCAGACCCUCUCGGUGUCCCAGAAUGUUGCUUCCGUUACCAGUGGUGAGACCUCUAAGCUUUCCACUGAUGCACCAGGUGGUAGUAGAGACUUUCAGGCCCCUUCCUCAUAUGAUGGUCUGCCGUCAGAAGAGAUGCAAAGUGCAGAAGCGGAGCCCCCCACUGAGCCUCCACCUGAGCCAGUUGACAACAUUCCCCCUUCCCCAUUUACCCUGAGGGCUUCAAAUUGCAAGAAAUACCAGCGGCCCAGCCGGCAUGGUAAAAUGUCAUCUGAACUUGCUGAAAACAAUAGCAACCAGCCCACUGACGCAGCCAGUGCCCAAGAUAAACCCAACAGCGUUGCUUCUGCCGGUGCAAGUGGUGCCGCCACCACUGGUAAAACAGCAGCCAAGCCUGCAGGCAGGGGUGGCGGACGGGUGCGGGAUUACACGGUUCUCCACCCGUCCUGCCUGUCUGUGUGUAAUGUCACUAUCCAAGACUCCAUAGAGCGAAGUAUGGAUGAGCUGGUCACCCCAGCUGCGCCUGCUGACAUUGGAGAAGCAGGCCAGAUGAAGAAGAAGUCUGAUGCACCACCACCCAAACCUACCAGGUUCAGGCCCACCCAGACAAAAACUAAGAAGACCAAGACUGAGACCAAGCUGGAGUUCUUUGGCUUUGAGGACAAAGAGGACCAGGGGGGCGACGAAGGUUCUGAGGGCAGCAUGGCAGGAAAGAGUAGCUACAAGAUCAAAUACUUUGGCUUUGAUGAUUUGAGUGAGAGUGACAGCGAUGACGAGAGCUCUCAGGCCAAAGAGAAGAAAGCCAAGAAGGCCGCAGCAGCUUUAGCAGCUCUGAGCUCCAGUGUGGACAGUCCCCAUACUAGUGACUCUCAGGACAGCCAGGCCAGCAGCAACACAGAUGCUUUUGACUUCUCUGAUGACUCGAGUCCCGGUGGCGCUGAUGGGCAGAGAGGACGUUCGGGCAAGUCAAGUGACAAAUCCAAGGAUGGAGGCAGUGGACUGAAGAAGAUUUUCAGUGGACCCAAGAAGUCCCCUGCCAAAGCUGUGUAUAACGCUCGUCACUGGAACCAACCCGAGCCUGAAGAGAUACCCGUGCCUCCGCUGUCACGAUCUCAGACUGCCCCGGCCGUUUUAUCGAGCAGCAGCAGUGGCAGCGGCAGUGGCGGCGGCAGCGGCAGCAAGGACAACAACUCCCAUAAAGAUGACGGCGUGUUCAAAGCCCCUCCACCACCACCCAAAGUCAUUAAGACGGAGACCAUCCCCACACGACCCAACCAGGAUAUUGUCACAACGCUCAAAUGCAGAAAAGAACAUAAGGAGCUGUACACGGUGGUGCAGCAUGUGAAACACUUUAAUGAUGUGGUGGAGUUCGGAGAGAAUCAAGAGUUCACAGAUGACUUUGAGUACCUUGAGACGGGACUGAAGAGCAGUCAGCCGCUCAACACGCGAUGCCUUAGUAUUAUCAGCCUGGCCACCCGGUGUGCCAUGCCCAGUUUCAGGAUGCACCUGCGAGCCAGAGGAAAAGUGGCCCAGGUCUUCAAAAUGCUCAGCGACGCUCCGCAGCACCCGAACCUCGCUCUGUGCACGGCUGCCCUCAUGUACAUUCUGAGUCGGGAUCGUCUGAACAUGGAUCUGGACCGGGCGUGUCUGGAGCUGAUGAUCAAGCUGCUGGAGAUGGACCAGGACUACUCGGGCCAGGAGGACCAGCUGACCGCAAAGGAGGUGGCGAAGGUCAAGGAGAAGAUCCGGAAGCUUUGUGAGACGGUGCACAACAAGCACCUUGACCUGGAAAACAUCACGACUGGCCACCUUGCCAUGGAGACGCUGCUCUCGCUGACCUCCAAGAGAGCCGGGGAUUGGUUCAAAGAAGAGCUGCGGCUCCUCGGAGGCCUGGACCACAUCGUAGACAAAGUGAAAGAGUGUGUGCAGAACCUGAGCCAAGAGGAUGACAAGGAGAACCUUGUAGCGUCGUUAUGGGGAGCUGAGAGAUGCCUGAGAGUGCUUGAAAGUGUGACAGUGCAGAACCCUGAAAACCAGGGCUACUUGAUUGCCUACAAAGACUCACAACUCAUUGUCUCUUCUGCCAGAGCUUUGCGUUACUGUGAGGACAUGAUCCAGCGGUACAGCAGGGCAUUAAACAACAGCUCGGUGUCCUCAUCUGGCGCAACACUCCCCCACUGCAGCUUCAGUAAUGUGGGCAAGGCAGUGGAGGACUGCAUGAGAGCUGUCAUUGGAGUGCUGCUCAACCUGACUCACGAUAAUGAGUGGGGAAGCACGAAGACAGGUGAGCAGGAGCAGUUAAUAGUGACUGCGCUCAACUGCGUCCUCCGGGUGCCGCGUUACAUCCCUCAGGAGCAGCGCUUCGACGUGCGAGUCCUGGGCCUGGGUUUGUUAAUUAACCUUGUGGAGUACAGCUCCAGGAACCGGCACUGUCUGGUGGACAUGGAGUACACCAUCGACGACACCUGCCUGGAAGACAGCCUGAUACAGUCUGCUGACCCGACACAAUCGGACACAGCAGCCCAGUCAGCAGCACCGAGCACGGCCGCGAGUCAGGGAGACGGGCCUGACAAGCCCAAAUCCUCCGGUGCUUUGGCAGCCCUGGUGAAGCUCUUCCUCGAGAGGGAGGCUGCUGCCAUCCUGGCAGAGGCGAAGACUGACAACCUCAUCAGUGAAGCCCCGAAGCCGGCGUUGGACCAAAGUGGAGAGUGGCAAGAGACGUCGGGAGAGAUCCAGUGGGUGGCAUCUGAAACCAACAACGACAGCCAAGCUGAAAAGAAAGAGGAAGAAGAUGAAGAGUUGGACCUAAAUAAAGCUCUGCAGCAUGCGGGCAAGCAUAUGGAGGACAGCAUUGUUGCCUCCUACACCGCCCUGCUGCUGGGUUGCCUCUGCCAGGGAAGCCAGAUAAAUGUGACUACUGUAAGAGAGCAUCUACCUAAAGGGGAUUUCUCCAUCAUGACAGAAAUGCUGAAGAAGUUCUUGAGUUUCAUGAACCUCACUUGUGCAAUGGGCACCACAGGACAGAAGUCCAUCUCACGGGUCAUCGACUACCUGGAGCACUGUUAACAAACAACCAACUACCGCGAACUCCUUCUCCGACUGCACAGAUCAGAGGGAUCCCAGGCCACUCUGGUCCCUCCAGCCCAACAGUAGCCACAGUGGGGGGGCGUUGGAGUCCCAGCAGCAUUCCCUGCACUUAAACUGAUCGCCCAUGUUGUGAUCACUCUCAAAUCAAACAGAUCAAGGCAGGCACACAGACACACACAAUCACUCACCCCCCCACACACACACAGACACACACACACAGACACACACAGACACACACAGAGCGUCACUCCCUUUCUGGAGCACAGCCUGAACCAAAGCACUUCACAGCUGACAGACAUGCAGAUUUCUUCAGUUUCUCUCGGCUAACAGGCACAUUAGGAGUCAGUCCCAGGUUCAUUCUCAGGUGGGAAGCAGACAGAGGCGAGGCUCAGUCCACCAGGCUUCUCGGUAAUCCGUGGAUUUCCCGACGAGACGGACGGCGCAGACUUGCGGGUGCGUCGAGGUGGCAGGAGCGGGCCGCUCAGGACAGCGCUCCUGUCCCGCCACGCGCCUCUGCUUCUGGUUUCACGCUGGAGUGUUGAACCCCCGAAUCAAAUUUUCUGGAUCGCUGCGUUAAUCUCUGCUUACCCACAUCCAAGCCAAGGGUGAAAUAAUUGAUUAGCAUGAAAAACAAUCAUCUUCAUGGAUGUUGGAAUGAUGUCUCUCUAUGUAAACAUGUGUGGAAUGAUUUUGAAUGCAUACAUCCAUUUAUUGAUGUGUGUGCAGUUGGCUUGAAUGUUUAAGGGAAAAUAACUCUGUAGAUUUAAUUUCUGUCUUUUCUUUUGUGAACUUUGGGCAGGUGUUCGCUCAUUAUCUUUUAAAACCUUUGUUUUUUCUUCCUCCACUGUGGGCAUUUUUGUUUCCCUCGAAUCUUGAUUGCCUGUUUAAAUUAACACUGCGUGACAAGCUGAUUUUAGGAACGCGUCCCUCAUUUAUUAGAUAAUGGAAGUUCAGAAUUACAAGCUAAUAUGAAAUGUGGAUUUCCUUCACACCCAUUCUCAUCCUGGUCCUUUUUGUUUCCUCUUUUUUUUUUUUAGUUCAUGUAGAUUAUUUAAAUUUUAAUGAAUUCAUCUGUGUGUAAUUACAGUAUGCAUUUAAAUCACACGUAUAACAUGUGAUUACUUACUCAGAAUGAUGGUUGUGCUUCCUUUUGAACUCAUAAAAUUCAUGAAGUUUUAUUUUUAAGUAUUUAAGUCGAUGCUUUCUCCCGUGUAAAUGCAAAGUCUUUACCUUGUGAGAUGCCAUUCAUGUCAAAAGUUUCACCUCAUGUUCGAUUAAACCCGGUACUGCGUGACGGCUUGGUGGCUGGACAUACGGCACGUAUCCCCAUGCAACUAGAUAAAUGAUUAAUUUGUGAUGUGCACGCAGAGAGGAAGUAGCAUAAUUGGGACUUUUGCACAUUAAGAGUUUCCCCCGAUCCUUCAAAGGAGCAGAAUUUGCUGAAUGAGCUGAAAACCUUUGCUGAGUGAGCGUAUUUUUAGCCAUACACAUGGACUGCAUGUGACUGGAAGUUGGCAAUACAUAUUCGUCUUGGCACAACGCCGCUGUGAGAAUGACGUUCAGGCGGCGUAUCGCUGAACAAAUGUUACGACUCCAGACUGAACCUUCCCUCUGUCGCUGGCCACCUCCCGAUCCCACCUGUUAGUUCAUCUGGAGAUGAAGUUCUCCCGCUAAACUAUUGCUUUCGUUUAUCUCCCUUUGGGGAAACUCAGUUUAACACUUCAACUGGUUAAAGCCAGAUAAUGACCGAAACUUUCUGUAUUUAAUAAAAAUACAUUCAGCGCUCGUGGUAAUGAAAUGAAUGACUGCUCUGUAUGUCCAGCCACAUUUAGCGUCAUGUUCAUUCGUGACAUUAUCCCAUCAUCCAUUGAGCUCCCUUUUAUUUAUUCUACUGUAGUGUCAAUUUUGGAAAAAAAAAAAUGCAAAACACACAAAAAAAAAACACCAACCUGUGAUAACCUUUUUGAAAAGCCUCUGUCUUGUACUGCUCACAUGUAUGAUCACUGAUUUGAAUGACAGCCAUACCUGUACAAACAUUGGUUUUCUCUGGUUUGUAGGGCUGCAGUGAGCAUAACUGCAACUGUGUUUACUGUUCGAUUACUUUGCAAACUUCUGGUCUGAAUGGAUUUUAGAAUGUAAAUACCUCUGUACAUAGCAGUUAAUGGACAUUUAAAAAUGCUUAGACUACUUUUUUCCCUGGAGCUGAUAUUUUUAUUUUAUACAAUAUUUCUGAGUUGUUUGGAAAAACAGAAAUUGCAGGAAGAGACAAAAAAAAAUGUUUGUACCCGUUUCAAGGACAUUGUCUUUGGUUACCUGUAAAUAGUUGUAUCUCAAAAAGAAAAAAAAAAAAAAAAGUUGCUACUUUCA
Molecule: messenger RNA, 6283 nt
Organism: Salarias fasciatus (jewelled blenny)
Lineage: Eukaryota; Metazoa; Chordata; Actinopteri; Blenniiformes; Blenniidae
Gene: wapla
Product: WAPL cohesin release factor a
Exons: 20
Coding region: 326-3895 (1189 amino acids)
Source: RefSeq, a predicted model, not a curated record